UUGGAUCACCCAUCCAGCGGCUGACAUUAAGCAAAGCUACGAAAUUAGGACCACAGGAUAUGAAUAAACUGGUUAUUGCUACGUAUUUGUUUGGGCUGUCUUAUCAUUUGUUAGUGUGCUAAACAAAGCAAAAGAUUUCAAGUAGUAGUAGCGAGUACUUUUUUAUAUUAUUUAUUAUUUUAAUUUCCAUAAUUAAAUUAGAAAUGGUUUUAUUAUAUGAUCUGGGAUUCUAAUGAAGUUGUUAGCUAAGACCAUCUAAAGAACUGAGAGUAUAAAUAGAGAAAGGGUUAUUAAAGGUGAGCAGGAGACAGAAGGAGGUAUCCUUGUGUUUGGCUUUAGCUUAUUGGAAAGGAGGAGAAGAGUUUUGGUUGAUUUGUUGGAGUUAAGAGGGAAGGGUAAGAAAGGAGGAAGGAGAAAAACAAAUGGGGAGAGGUAGGGUUGAGUUGAAGAGGAUUGAAAACAAGAUCAACAGGCAAGUAACUUUUGCUAAGAGAAGGAAUGGACUUUUGAAGAAAGCCUAUGAGCUUUCCGUUCUUUGUGAUGCCGAGGUUGCUCUCAUCAUCUUCUCCAAUAGAGGAAAGCUGUACGAGUUUUGCAGCAGUUCAAGCAUGAUCAAAACUUUGGAGAGGUACCAAAAGUGCAACUAUGGAGCUCCAGAGACAAAUGUGUCAACUAGGGAGGCUCUGGAGUUAAGCAGUCAGCAGGAGUAUCUGAAGCUUAAAGCCCGUUAUGAAGCCCUACAAAGGUCCCAAAGGAAUUUACUAGGAGAAGAUCUGGGCCCUUUAAGCAGCAAAGAGCUUGAGUCUCUUGAGAGGCAGCUCGAUUCAUCAUUGAAGCAGAUCAGAUCGACGCGGACCCAAUACAUGCUGGAUCAGCUCACUGAUCUCCAACGGAAGGAACAUCUACUUAAUGAAGCCAAUAAGACCCUAAAACAAAGGGCUGGUGCUCUGCAGUUGGUGGAAGGCUACCAAGUAAAUUCACUCCAACUGAAUCCGAAUGCAGAAGAUGUGGGCUAUGGGCGACAACCAGCUCAGCCUCAGGGCGAUGGCUUUUUUCAUCCCUUGGAGUGUGAGCCAACAUUACAAAUUGGAGAAAACAACAAUCUGCCUUACCACUGUGACAGAUAUCAGCCUGAUCCAAUAUCAGUGGUCAACGCGGGGCCAAGUGUGAAUAAUUACAUGACAGGAUGGCUACCAUGAUAAAGAAGGAAGCAUGGGAGAAUGAUGCAUGCAUGGUAUGCAUUCCCUCAUAAGAGUCAGCAAGCACAUUUUAUCAUCUGAUGUAUGUUAUCUUGAUGAAGCAAAACGUGUGGAUUUAUAUUAUGACUUAAUUUGUGUCUUAAUUAGAAUGCACUGUAAGUAACGCCUGUGUGAGCGCUCAAGCACUGCGCAUCUUUAUUUCAGCACUUUUUAUUUGUUUGAAAUAAUUGUUAAUUGUCUGCUUUGGUUUGCAUCAAUAAAUUAUCUCAUGCAUCCACUUUUGA
Molecule: messenger RNA, 1483 nt
Organism: Theobroma cacao (cacao)
Lineage: Eukaryota; Viridiplantae; Streptophyta; Magnoliopsida; Malvales; Malvaceae
Source: RefSeq, a predicted model, not a curated record